UCUUUUUUCAUUUUAUACUGAAAAAUCAGUGUUUUCGACCCUGCAAGUCUGCAACCGAGUUUUAUUCAGAAAUAAUCUCAAUCUCAUUCUCGAACCUCCAUGGGUUACAUUCAAGACGCACGCCAGAAUCACGUUAAGAAGAAAGUUGAAGAAGCUUUGCGCAGCAAAAUGAAGCAGAAGGCGCUGAAAGAGUGUGAUCAUUACACGGCAAAGUAUGCUGAAUGUGCUUUAGGGAGAACACUUUCAGUUGUGUGGCGCUGUCGCCAACAAGCACAAGAGUUGAAUGAUUGUCUUCACCAAUUGCCCUCAUGUUUUGGGGUAGAGAGCGGAGGAACUGAGAACUCCAUAUCCUUUUUGUGUCAUAUGUCUCUGACCAAGCACCAAUGAUUCUGUUUUGGAGGAAAUGAAGAAAGAAUACAUGUUAAAACAAGGAGAGGGCUCUACUAGAAUCCAGACUGCUUGAUUUCAAUGACAAUGUGUACGCAAGGAACAGUUUAUCAAUAUAAUCUGAUGCAUCUUGCAUUCAAGUUCUCUAGAUAUUUACAAUGAUCUCUUCAUUAUUGUGAUGUCAUGGAGCUUCAUUAUAACUUAAACUUUGUUUGGGAGUUUUGUAUGGACAAUAGAACAUUAAUGAAAAGAUCUUCUUUGUUUGUA
Messenger RNA from Glycine soja, 654 nucleotides. RefSeq lists its product as uncharacterized. The transcript has 4 exons. The record is from RefSeq and is a predicted model, not a curated record. Lineage: Eukaryota; Viridiplantae; Streptophyta; Magnoliopsida; Fabales; Fabaceae. Gene Ontology annotation, cellular component: mitochondrion. The coding region runs from base 100 to 387 and encodes 95 amino acids.